Molecule: messenger RNA, 3942 nt
Organism: Chinchilla lanigera (long-tailed chinchilla)
Lineage: Eukaryota; Metazoa; Chordata; Mammalia; Rodentia; Chinchillidae
Gene: Map4k3
Product: mitogen-activated protein kinase kinase kinase kinase 3
Exons: 33
Coding region: 119-2614 (831 amino acids)
Biological process (GO): protein phosphorylation
Molecular function (GO): ATP binding; MAP kinase kinase kinase kinase activity
Source: RefSeq, a predicted model, not a curated record
AUAAUUGUUUUCCUUUUUUUUUUAGGCACGGAAUGUUAACACUGGUGAAUUAGCAGCAAUUAAAGUAAUAAAAUUGGAACCAGGGGAAGACUUUGCAGUUGUGCAGCAAGAAAUUAUUAUGAUGAAAGACUGUAAACACCCAAAUAUUGUCGCUUAUUUUGGAAGCUAUCUCAGGCGAGAUAAACUUUGGAUUUGCAUGGAAUUUUGUGGAGGUGGCUCUUUACAGGAUAUUUACCAUGUAACUGGACCUCUCUCAGAAUUGCAGAUAGCAUAUGUUAGCAGAGAAACACUACAGGGAUUAUAUUAUCUUCACAGUAAAGGGAAAAUGCACAGGGAUAUAAAGGGAGCUAACAUUCUAUUAACGGAUAACGGUCAUGUGAAAUUGGCUGAUUUUGGAGUAUCUGCACAGAUAACAGCUACAAUUGCCAAACGGAAGUCUUUCAUUGGUACACCAUAUUGGAUGGCCCCAGAAGUUGCAGCUGUUGAAAGGAAAGGAGGGUACAACCAGCUCUGUGAUCUCUGGGCGGUGGGAAUCACUGCCAUCGAGCUUGCUGAGCUUCAGCCGCCCAUGUUUGACCUACAUCCAAUGAGAGCAUUAUUUCUAAUGACAAAAAGCAAUUUUCAGCCUCCUAAACUAAAGGAUAAAAUGAAGUGGUCAAAUAGUUUUCAUCAUUUUGUGAAAAUGGCUCUUACCAAAAAUCCGAAAAAAAGACCUACUGCUGAAAAGUUACUACAGCACCCUUUUGUCACACAACCUUUGACUCGGUCGUUAGCAAUAGAGCUGCUAGAUAAAGUGAAUAAUCCAGAUCAUUCCAUUUACCAUGAUUUUGAUGAUGAUGAUCCUGAGCCCCUUGUUACUGUACCACAUAGAAUUCACUCAACAAGUAGAAAUGUGAGAGAAGAAAAAACACGUUCAGAAAUAAACUUUGGUCAAGUAAAAUUUGACCCACCCUUAAGGAAGGAGACAGAACCACAUCAUGAACUCCCCGACAGUGAUGGUUUUUUCGACAGUUCAGAAGAAAUAUACUACACUGCAAGAUCUAACCUGGAUCUACAGUUAGAAUAUGGACAAGGACACCAUGGUAGUUACUUUCUAGGUGGAAACAAGAGUCUUCUAAAGUCCGUUGAAGAAGAAUUACAUCAGCGAGGACAUGUGGCACAUUUAGAAGAUGAUGAAGGAGAUGAUGAUGAAUCUAAACAUUCAACUAUGAAAGCAAAAGUUCCACCACCUUUGCCACCAAAGCCUAAGUCCAUCUUCAUACCACAAGAAAUUCAUUCUACUGAGGAUGAUAAUCGAGGAACGAUCAAGAGAUGUCCCACGUCAGGGAGCCCAGCGAAGCCAUCCCAGGUUCCACCUAGACCACCACCACCCAGAAUACCCCCACAAAAGCCUAUUGUUUUAGGAAAUGGAGUGAGCUCCUUUCAGUUAAAUGGUGAGCGAGAUGGAUCAUUAUAUCAGCAACAGAAUGAGCAUAGAAGCACAAACCUUUCGAGGAAAGAAAAGAAGGAUGUACCAAAGCCUAUUAGUAAUGGUCUUCCCCCCACACCUAAAGUGCAUAUGGGUGCAUGUUUUUCAAAGGUUUUUAAUGGGUGCCCCUUGAAAAUUCACUGUGCAACUUCAUGGAUAAACCCAGAUACAAGAGAUCAGUACUUGAUAUUUGGUGCUGAAGAAGGGAUUUACACCCUUAAUCUUAAUGAACUUCAUGAAACAUCAAUGGAGCAGCUAUUCCCUCGAAGGUGUACAUGGCUAUAUGUAAUGAAUAAUUGCUUGCUAUCAAUAUCUGGUAAAGCUUCUCAGCUGUAUUCCCAUAAUCUACCAGGGCUGUUUGAUUAUGCCAGACAAAUGCAAAAGUUACCUGUUGCUAUCCCAGCACACAAACUACCUGAUAGAAUACUGCCAAGGAAAUUUGCUGUAUCAGCAAAAAUCCCUGAAACCAAGUGGUGUCAGAAGUGUUGUGUUGUGAGAAAUCCUUACACAGGCCAUAAAUACCUAUGCGGAGCACUUCAGACUAGCAUUGUUCUAUUAGAAUGGGUUGAACCCAUGCAGAAAUUUAUGUUGAUUAAGCACAUAGAUUUCCCCAUCCCAUGUCCGCUCCGCGUGUUCGAGAUGCUGGUCGUUCCUGAGCAGGAGUACCCGCUGGUCUGCGUCGGCGUCAGCAGAGGGCGAGACUUCAACCAAGUGGUUCGGUUUGAAACUGUCAAUCCAAACUCUACCUCCUCGUGGUUUACAGAAUCAGACACCCCACAGACAAGUGUAACGCAUGUAACCCAGCUGGAGAGAGAUACCAUCCUUGUAUGCUUGGACUGUUGUAUAAAAAUUGUAAAUCUCCAAGGAAGACUGAAAUCUAGCAGGAAAUUAUCAUCAGAACUCACUUUUGAUUUCCAGAUUGAAUCAAUAGUUUGUCUACAAGACAGUGUGCUAGCUUUCUGGAAGCAUGGAAUGCAAGGUAGAAGCUUUAGAUCUAAUGAGGUAACACAAGAAAUUUCAGAUAACACAAGAAUUUUCAGGCUGCUUGGAUCUGACAGGGUCGUGGUUUUGGAAAGUAGGCCAACUGAUAACCCCACCGCAAACAGCAAUUUAUACAUCCUGGCGGGUCAUGAAAACAGUUACUGAAAUGUAUUGUGCUUUGACAGUUAACUCUAGAAAAACAAACACUACCGCUGCAACAUUACGGGAUGCUCGGCGCUGUACAAAAGCUGCAGUAACCUGGCUUCAGUUGCUUGUAAUUUAUUGUGGCGUGAGACAAGAUGGGAAAUCUGUUUUAAGUGGUAUGGAUAUAUCCAGCAUAUUGAGCCACACAAGUGCUUCGUUCACGGUUGUGAUCUUUGUACAUAUAGGCAGUAUUUUUCUGUGAAACUUAAUAUUGCGAAAGACAUACACUAAGAAUUUAUGUAGAUAAUGUACUUUUAUGAGAUGUACAAGUAAAUGUCUUAUCUGUACAGAUGUAAAUGUUGAUGAAAAUGCUAUUGGGGUUAAUAUUUUAAGUAUCUUUAGUAUAUUCAUGGGUGUGGUUAUAUUACAAAAUGGGAUGCUGGCAAUGAAACAGUACUUUAACACUAUGGUAUUUUUUAUUGUAUGUAAUUUAGUAAUAUGAAUAUAAAUCUUGUAACUUUUACAAUUGUAAUGGCAGUUGUAAUCAUUUUAUAAUCUUGUUUUUAAUUUUAAUGCAAGUACACUGGUGUUUAUAUUUGCACAGAGUAUUGAUACGUGAUACAUUGUCACAAAAGGAAGCUGUGACAUUGUCAAUGUGCGGUUGGCUCCACAACAUAUUUUUUAAAUGUAUUUGGGUUGUUUUCUAUAUGGAAAAAACCAAUUAAUCACCUGUUGUAGUAACUGAUCUUUUUAUAUUUAAGCAGAAAUCCUGUAAGAUUGCUUGUCUUUGCUUUAAAAUGUCUUUGAAAAAAUUUUAAAUCACAGAGUAGCGGUACCAUGAUGUAACACUAUAGUUGUCUGAAUUACGGUAUGCACAAAAAAUAAAUUAGCAUUAUAAAGAGUCCAUAGUCGACAUUUCAUAUAAUCACACUGAGGAACUAUGACAUUCCAUAGAGUGAAGUGGUUCAAAUUGCUAGUGGAAUUUUUUACUUUGGUUGGCCUUACUUUAUGAUUACUUUCAUAUUUCUUUUGAUUUAGAGUUAACACAUGGCCAAAAUAAUUUAGUUACUACCUCAUACAAACAAUAUAAUGGUUACUACACAUCACAGGAACUUAGUUUUGGUUAAAGUCAUUUUUUAUUCCUUUUUCCAGUGGAAUAUGUAUAAACGAAGUUUAGCAAAUUUACACUUUGGGGUCUUUUUGGUAUAUGUUCUUUAUAUUUUAAUGUGAAUAUAUAUACACUAAGAACAAACUAAAUUGUGAUUUAUGGUCUUCAUUUAUUUUAAUUGAUGAUGGUUUUAAAUAUGUUCCUGAUUGUACAUAGUGUAAAAUAAACACGUUUUUUAAUA